UUUGGGCAGAAUUGUGGAUGAUUCUAUAAGAUUCUGCUGCUGAAAACAUUAACUGGUUUUCCCGCAUUCAUUGCUGCUGUAGUAUAGUUUGUCUUUCUUUAGGGCCGAGGAGAAGGGAGAUUGCAUUGGAAAUCGUAGUUUCAGGUCUAGGUGGAAAUUGGUGGUUUACGGGAGUACUUUGCAGUUGAAAAUGAAACUGACAGGGACUAGAUGGAGCUCCUCGGGUGGCGGACAGUUGGAGCCAUCUCCUCCGGUGAGGAACCCCUUUGUGCACGAAUUGCGUUUCUCCCCUCUACAAAAGACUAAGAUUGCCGUUAUGACUGUCACCCUGUUUCCACUCCGUCUGCUUUUUGCUGCUUUUAUGAUGUUGUUAGCUUGGCCUUUUGCAUUUAUUGCUUCUAUGGGGCAUACGGAAAAGGAGCUUGAACAACCAAUGUCCUGGUGGAGAAAAAUUUUUGAUGUUGUGCUGAAGGUCAUAAUGCGGACAAUGUGGUUUGCUGGAGGGUUCCACUGGAUAACUGUGAAGGGGCAGAGAGCCUUGCCUGCAGAAGCCCCCAUCUUAACAAUUGCACCACAUUCGUCAUAUUUUGAUGCCAUUCCAGUAACCAUGACCAUGGCUUCGAUAGUGAUGAAAACUGAAAGCAAAGACAUUCCUAUAUGGGGAACUUUAAUCAAGUACAUCCGUCCAGUUUUUGUGACUCGUUCAGAUCAGGAUUCUCGGAAGAAAACUGUGGAAGAAAUUAAGAGAAGAGCCUUGUCUAAAGGCAAAUGGCCACAGAUAAUGAUAUUCCCGGAAGGCACAUGCACCAAUAGGUCCUGCUUGAUCACCUUCAAGCCUGGGGCAUUUAUUCCAGGAGUUCCUGUACAACCAGUAGUGUUGCGUUACCCUAACAAAAUGGAUACAAUCACAUGGACAUGGCAAGGACCCGGAGCGAUGGAUAUUCUAUGGCUCAGUUUAUGUCAGCUGCACAAUUUUGUGGAAAUUGAGUUCCUACCAGUCUACAUACCUUCAGAAGAGGAGAAGAAGAAUCCAUUACUGUACGCGAGUAAUGUGAGGCGGGUGAUGGCAAAGGCUUUGGGAGUUCAAGUUACAGACUACACAUUUGAAGAUUGUCAGCUGGCUUUGGCAGAAGGACAGCUAAGAUUACCAUCCGACACAUGCCUCUUAGAAUUUGCAAAAUUUGUGAGGGGACUUGGCCUUAAGCCCAUGAAAGUGAAAGAAGAACUUGAGAAAUGUGCAGAAUGCGCCAGGAAUAUGCAAGGGAAGAAAAUUGGUUUAGAAGAGUUUGCUUCCUUUGUAAAGCAGCCAGUUUCUGAAACUUUGAAAAACAUGUUUGCACUAUUCGAUGAGAACAAAGAAGGUUCAGUGGACCCAAGGGAGUAUGUAAUUGCAUUGUCAGUAGUAUCCAGACCAUCAGAAACACUGGCGACAAUUAAAUUAGCGUUUAAGAUGUAUGCAUCAGAAAAACACAAUUCCUUAACAGAAGAAGAUUUAGCUUGCAUCCUGAAGACUGCCUUAGGGGUUUCAGAACUUAAUGUAUCACAUUUGUUUAGAGCCAUUGAUACAGAACAAAAAGGAGAAAUAACAUAUUCUGAUUUCAGUGAGUUUGCAGAAGCACAUCCUGAUUUUGCAGAAGAAUACCUAUAUCUUUAUCCUUCAGACCAUGAGAGCUGUUCGGAAUCUCCUUCUGCCCCAGUCCCCAAUGGAUUCUGUGCAGAUUUCACACCAGAUGACCUUGAAUUAUAUGAAAAUAAUGUUUCUCACAAGAAGCUGAACUGAUCACUGAAGCAUUUCCCUCCUCUCCUGGAGAGAGGAGCAAGCCGUUAUCAGGGCACUACAUGCUCAUAUUACAGUCUGAAUAAUCCGCAUCCUUUUUUUCCUUGAUUUUUUUCAGCAUUUUCAUAGGGUGGUCUUACCUGUAACUUGGGAUAUUCAGUUUUUAUUCUUUUGUAAGGGCAUCAGAGAGCCAGGAAUGUUAAUUCACUUUACUGUUUGUAUGCAUACUUGAAAGGAAUCGAGCACUUACUUGUAUUCCAUUGUUUUGUUUCAUGGACAGUGUAUUUUCCUUCCUGUGCAUGUACAACAAAGACUAUGGUGUUGUGUGCAAUUUGUCUAACAGUUUGUGUUUUAACCAUAUAGUGAAAUGUUUGCUUUUCUGUUGGCUUCUAUUACAUCUCCAAGAAAUGUUUUUGCAAAAAAAAACAAAAGAAAAAAAAGUUUUUGCACGUAUGAUUGUAGAGUUUAUUUUUUUUUCUUUAACAGUAUUACAUGUUAACACUUUUACAACACUGUCAUCUAGCAUUAGUGGAGAAAAAUAUAACAUUUUUUCAUUUUCUAAUCUUAUUGUGGGGUCUCAAAAAUUUAGUUUUCACUACUGGAGUUAAGAUUCUCUGUGGAAAGAGCUGCAUUUAGGCAUAUGAAAGUUUCCUCCAAUUAAAACCCUAUAGUAGUUCAGUUUGAAUGUAUGAAUUUGUAACUGAGCAGUUGAAUCAGCAAUGUAUGAACCUGGGGUUUGAUUUUUUUUUUUUUUUUUUUAACACUGUUGAAAUGAUUGCAGCAGUCAUACAGCAAAAAGGGACUUUGUUUAUCAGGCUAUCUGCAAAUGCGCUCAAGUUUUUUUUGGUUAACAUUUUUUUUAUUUGUUAAAAAAAACAUCUUGCAUCCAAAUAAUCUUUUACCUGUCCUUAAUUCAUUUCCAGUCCAUUUGGACACAGACUAAAUAUUUACUUUGGCCAAUGCAACAGCUGAAGUGGGACAGAAUAUUGCAAAGAAUGCAAUGUUUCACAUGCCACCUUGAAACAAAAGCCUGAUUUAGUGACUAUUACUCUAGUAGAUGCACAUAUUUUCUUUUGGGCUCCUUUCCCAUCUAUGCUGUGAUAAAUUUCUAAAACAUAUAGGAGCUUAUUCCCUUUCCAUGGCAGUGUUUGAGUUGAAAUUCUAUGCCCCAUAAAGUACAGUACUUGAAUGGCUUUGGCAGUUGAUAGCAUGUGUGGACUAUAGAUGUGUUCCUCUUCAUUACAAAAGACCUUUCCAAAAAGCAGAAUUGAUCUAACCUUGGUAACUUGCCUAGUGGUAGGAGCAGGAGCCAGGCAAAUCUCUCCUGAAUAAAAUUAUGCGAAGUUACAUCUCCUGACCCAUGGAUCUUGCUGUGCUGUUCCAUAUUUCUCCCUGUGCUCAGUUAAAGACUCAUACUCAGUUCUUUUCAAUUUGAUAAAAAAUAGAACUGAAGCAAGGAGAUGGGUGCUCCCCCCCACUCACACACACGCACACAGUCUAAAAGCAGUCAGAGCAGAUUGUGAUCAGUUUGGACAGCUUUUUAACAGCUGUACUAUUUUUUUACCAUGGAAACAAGUUUUUAUGCGACAGCCAAAAAAUUCAGGAAGCAUGUUGCUGCAUCAUUAGCAUUAUCUGCAAAGCCACGUACAAUGAAAACAUUCAGCCAAAAACUCUUUUGGCAAAUCCAACAAUAAAUUUGCUGCUUUUUGCAGGACAAGCUUCUCUGCACCAUCAUGUGGGGAGACACCACCAGAACUUAAAUUUAUGUACUCCAAAAUCGCACAGAAGUGGUAAAGAUGAAUUCUCUGCUUUUAUUGAAAGUACUUUCGGCAAAACAUUUUUGCUGAAAUAGCAUUUGUGGAAACUGGUGGUGGUACAACUGACACAAUCCCAUAAUUCAUUGCUGCCUUAGGAAAACAAGAACAGUCUGACAGUUUACAGGCUGUCUUUGUUUAGGACAUUUUGUAAUCCUUUAGAUUGUCCAGGACAGUCACCACCUUGCUAAAACUAUUCCAGCACGUUAUAUUUGACUACUGGAAAUUGUUGGUGUGGGAUGGUAUCAUCUGAAGUAACAUAGGUGACAUAUAUGUCUUUCUAACUCAUUUUUUUUCUCUUUACAAUGCCUGUGUUACAGUUGUGCUCAGUACGUUUGGAUACAAAAUGUCUUAUUUCCAACUUUUCUUUAAAAAAUGUGUAUUCCGUAUUUUGAUUUUAUUUUUCCAUACUAUGGUUUUAGUUCAGCAAAGAUGGCAGUAAAGUGCAUGUGAUUCAUAAGUCAUCAUUAAUUUUUAAACAGACUCAUACUUCAGUUCUGGAUCCUGUCCCGUCUGCUGUAACUUCUGCAAGGCUACUUGAAGUCGUUGACUAAACAUACUGGAGGGCCAUCAUAACCAUGCGCUGGAUCACCAGAAUGAUAUUGUGACAUCAUAAGUUUAACUGAGGAAUAUUUUCCCUUGCUUUUGGGUUAUUCUCAUGCUGACUUGAAUAACUUAUCUUUCUCUUCCUUAGAAGGGCUGAGUGAAUUUUUAAAAAUACGAUAAGCAUAAAAACUAAGAUCAGUAUAAAUCCUAUUAAACACUGUCUCAGUCUCCAGCCUUUCAAAGACUUCUUACUGCUGUUGGUCCAGCUAUAUGACCACAGGAGCUUAGUACACAAAACACAAGCAAAUUCUGAGCCUACCAAUUACUUUAUUCUUUCCUCAUAUGACUUCCACCAGCACUAGGUUUCCAAACUUUGUAUUUCUUCUCUUUGUUUUCUAGACGUCUGUUGCCUGUUGGGAGGUUGGCUUAAUCAUUAAGGUGUUUGCCUUACAAAACACAAGAUGCGGGGUUAGAGUUUCACCAGGGAUAAUUGGCUAGGCUUAAAAUGGCUCACAAGGGCAGUUAGCCUAGUACUAAUCUAUGAACCUAUGAACUUUCAUGGCAGAUGCCAUAUACUGUAACCAUGCUCAAUAGUAGUAUUAGAAACGGCUUGUAGAACCAUUAUUUUUUGGCAUGAAGACUUUGUUGGUGCCAUCCCCUGUAUGGUGCCUAUAUGUCUCUCCUUUUUCACUUUACUGGUGUCUCAACUACCACGUUUCCCUUGGUGUCAGAUGGCCACACCUCCCAGUGGUGUGUAACAUUUUAGGCAGCUCUCCAUCUCUUGCAGCUCUCCACCCCUCCCUGGCUGUUUUUUUGCUGUCUUCUCUAAGACCUUCAAUACUGUAAUUCAUUAACUUGACACAUGGUACUUGUGUUUUGCAAAACUUGCUGCUAGUGAACUGCAUAUGAUUGAACUGUAGCCAUGCCUAAACAACCAGAUUCUAAUGCCGUAAGGCAGACACUGUUCUUGAGAUGAAUGUUGGUCUUCCUGCAUACAACCACUGAAGAGUUGAAACCAGUAUUAUAUGACAUCUCUAUAAGGGGUCUGCUGCAGCUGUUCUUGAAUGUAUUUUACAGAACUGCAGUGUAGAGUACAGUAUUAGUUCUUUAAAUGUACAUCAGCUUGGGAGGGUCUAUAUCACUUAAUCAAAAUAUGUAUUCAUUGAACUCUAAACAUCGAAAUUCAUUUCAGCGAACCUCAGACUUUUUCCCAGGGUUGUGAAGAACUUGGCCAUCACCACAACUUUGCCCUUUUCCCCAUUGUAGUGCUAGUUGCUGAGUGGUUCCUAACCCUGGGAAAAAAGUCCAAGGUUCGCUGAAAUUAAUUUCGAUGUUUAGAGUUCGAUGAAUUGUAUUUGAUGAAUACAUAUUUCGAUUAAGUGAUAUAGACCCAGCUUGAGUAUGAACACAACCUUCUGGUACCUCUUUUCAGUUGAAAACUAAUGCACAUUACAUUCGUAAGGGGUCUUGCUUUAAAGUUCCUCAUUUCAAAGAAAACCAGAAAGCAUCAGGAUUUAUCUGCACUCCUUUUCUGAUUCUGAUUAAGCAAACUGUUGAACUCUUCCUGUAAGUUAGUAGAUGCUUACUGAAUUUACUGAAUUUAGUUUCCAAAGCAGUUUUGCAUGAUAAAGACCUUUUCGUAUUUUACCUCAACUUUUUCCUCCCCCUUAUGGAGUUAACUGAACUUUGAAUCUCUUCGCUACAGCUAGACAGCCAGUUUGCAACUUCACCAGUUUGUUCGUGAACACGAUGAGGUUUUAGCGUACUAUCAAGGUCGUCUUGUGUUUCAUUGACUUGACUGCAGUGCCUUACUUUUAAUUUGGCAGUGAGUCAGUCAUAAAUACUCAACGAGAUCCAAGUGUAUGUAUUCCAUUUUCAGAAAAUACUGGUGACCUCAUUCUUCAUAUGAUCUCAUCUGCUUACAGGAAAAUUAAAGAUCUUGUGCUAAAUAUGAAUGAAUGGCAUAAAAGUUGCUUAUUUACACAAACUGAGAUACUCUAGCUAAAACCUCAAACCACAGACUAAUUAAAAAAUGUAUUACAAGAGAAGCAAAUGCAUCCCAUUUCAGAACAAGAUCAGAGCAAGCCAGGAAAUUCCUUAAAAUCUAAUAUUUGCCACUGCUAGUGCUCUGCAUGCUGCAUCUGCUGGUUUCUGUGCCAACAGAUCCACGUAACUUUGUCUUUAUCUUUGGAGGGGGUGUGAUAAGUACUGAGCACACACUUUGAUGGAGAGGUGUUCAGCAGUAGUCCACAGAUCACUUAAGGUCUGUCAAAGCUUAAAGUCUAUUUGCAGUCUAGGAAUAUGACAUAUAUUUUCACACCUAUGACUUCCAACUAAGUUUGUCAGUGCUCCCCCCAGUCAGUCUUGCAUCCCACUUUAAUCUGUACCUAGUCAGCCCACCCUUGGCAUGGGAUCCCUAAUGUAAUGAAUAGUACAUCAGUGAAGAGAAGGACAUCUACAGUUAUGGUAAGAUUUUACACAACUGUACUUUCUUGAGGGGAAAAAUUGCUUAUACAUACUAAUUCUGUGACUCACCAUGGAAAGUUGGUCCAUCACAUGUGGAGAGUUUAGGACAGUCAUGUUUCUAUGUAGUACCUGCUGCAGAAGGGAUGCUGGCUGUGCUGAGCAGACAUGAUGGGUGACUUCUUGGCAAGAGAAGGUUUUCAGUGGACGUCAGAUGUUUGUGCACUUUGUUGUAAGGUGCUUCUGCUGUCGGGUAUUCCCCUUCUUACUACUGCAAACUACACAGAUUUUAUCACACAUUCUUAUCUGUGUUGGUGUCACUCAUUUAGUGCAGAAAAAUGCUGGUGCUUCACCUGACAUGAUUGUUUUGCUAGUAACCACCUCUCAGAACUCCAUACCUUCAGACCUUUUGUUGAUGCUGUCUUGUCUGCAGUUUUUAGGCAUUUGUGUCACCUAAAUCAAACUGGCACAUUACUUUUCUUCUCUUCUGCUGGAUCUAGUUAAAUGGUUUGGUCUUUGACUUGCUGUCUCACAUGACCUUCCUUACAACAGCAUAGUGGGAUUUGAACCCGUAUAUCGUUUAGGUGUGCACAGUAUUAGUACUACAACUACUAGUUCCGUUGACUUGUUUUCUGAUGUGGGUCAGUCAGCAGGCUAUUCACUAUCAGUGAUAGCUGAUACAUUACACUUUCUCAGAUUUACUCCAGAUGACAUAUUCCUGCCAUCAGCCCAUGAAUUUCUAAGCUUGUGUAUCAAACUUUGAGAAAUGAUUUACUUCAUCUCACACCGUUUGUGAGACAGGUUUUACUUGAGGAUGUCUUGUUUCAUCUUGAGAAGAGCCAAUGUGAACAUGCAUGUGAUCCACUUUACAUGCAUUUCCCAAGGGAGAGUGAUGAACAUGGACUUAAGGUUCAGUCUAUACAUGUACCAGGUCAUCUUUUUUUCCCCUGAGCCAUUCCUGUCCAGGUUAAAGUUGCUCUCACUAAAGCACGAUGUGAAUAAAUAGUGGAGUGCAGACUCCUAGACCUUCUCUUAAGAAAACCUUCAGGUUUGGGGAUAGGCAGUUGGUUAGCAGAUCUCCUCAGUGGUGUUGCACAUCCAUUGUAACCAAAAUUACCUAAUGGAUACUUUAAUCCUUCAGUUUUAUUCUUUCACUAGCGAUUCUUGUCUGGUUGAAGUAUACAUAAGCUUUCUUAUAAUUCUGUAACACUGACUGAAAGUGUUUCUGUCUCUAGACUAAUGAUCUGUGACGUUCCCCAUUCAGGACUGUAUAAAUGAUCUCAGUCAUCCUUCUGACUUGGAAUGGAGUUGCUGUAGUGUGUUAUGAUUUUUUUUAAUUGACUUUCUUCAUUGUGUUGGUAGCAGACCACAUUGUCCCAGUGUAGACUGACAAUAGUUCUUUUCUGUGAUUUUUAAUUUAAUGACCUGUUAAGAAAUACUCCCACUUUCGUAAAGAAACUUCACUUCAACCUGGUAAUUUGCAUUUGUUGUCGGUUAAUACCUAGUGUGACAUAAAGGAACAUGCUUAAUUCAGUGAUGUACAACUGAGCUGCAGACUACUCUUCCUUUCUUUCUUUUUAAACCCACAGCUGAAAAACAUAAUCAAGUUAGUUGUAAAAAAAAAAAUAACUCUCAUUGGAAGCCAGGCGUACUGUCUUUGAAGUCUUUUUUGCCUUCAGUUUGACUUGGCUGCUGCUGCUCUCUGUGUGAAUUUGUCUUCAGAAAUAGUCUUAGUUGAAGGUGUUCAUAACUGCAAGAAUUUGGACAGUCAUUAUUCCUGUUUUUCAAAUAAUGGGCACCUCAAAGCUGACCUGAAUAUCAUCUCUAAAUCUGUAGCUAACCAAUUUCAUUCAUCAUCUGAGAUUUUUUCAUAGAAAUUCUGAAAAGUGAUUGAAGUUGCAUCAUAUUCUUAGUUUCUUGCUCCCUCUCUCUCAUUUUUUGAUCAUUAUCGAAUCCUUUGCAAAAGAGCUUGUCUCAUUUGGUCCCAGUAGCUAUGGGAACUGCUUAGUGUCCAUAUUAAUAGCCAGUUUUGUUGUCUUUUGUCAUAAACUGGCGCAUCAUUCUUUUCGGUGUUAAACGACUAGCAGCUGAAGAGGUCAAAGCUUUUCGUUUAUGCUUCAUGAAAGCAUCUUUCAAAUCCAUUUAUGUUGCUUCCAAAUGGUAGUGUGUACUUUAGUCUGUUUUGGGAAGGCUUUCCUGUCAAACAUGUCAUUUUGAGCAGUUUUUUUCUUUGUGAUGUUGGAAGUGUCUUUUUUGUAAACUGAUUGGGAAUCGUCUUCUCCAUAUCGCUACUAAUUGUGUAUGUUGACCAUGUCUGUAAGUCUUUACAUGUUGAAUAUGGUUGUAAUUCCAGGACCUUGUAUCUACACAUAUACUCUCAUAGAAAGUAGGGGAGCUCACUUUGUUGUAGAAAACAUAGUCUUCAUGAUGAUGUAAAACAGCAUUGACAGUCUGAUUUGAUUGUGACUCAAGAAUUGAAGACACUGUUAAUGACUGCACCUUGGGGCAUUUUUGUAUUGGGCAGUGAUAUAGGCCAGGAGAUGGGGCUUGGUCCCUUGGACACAGGCACCUAUUUUUUUAACAUUUGCCAGUAGAUUAAAAAAAAUGAAAAUACAAAUAAUUUUACACAUUUCAGAAAUCUUUCUUCAGUAUUAAUGAAUGUAACAAGCACAAGCACUCCUAUGAAAGUACUUUUUGAUACGUUCUUCUAAAACUACACUUAAAGCAACACAAAAAGAUGGUUGCAUUCCUGUUUCUUUGUAUUUCCAGACCAUUGUAUAUCUGAGGUAUAAGAUUUGCUUGGCAAAUGAUUAUUUUUUGCUUACAUCUAAAUAUUAGCUGUCUAACGUACAGCCAGUUAAAGUGAAACUAUGUUCAUGAUAAGUUAAUUUUGUAUAAAUGCUUUACACUCAGCCAGGUGUAGUAAAAUAUAAGUAGUUAUUUUCUCAGCUGUUUGCAUACUUCAUUUGGGAAAAUGAAAAGAAGAGCACUUUAGUUGUCUAAAAACAGGUCAAAAGCAUUUUGUUCACAUGAUCAAAAUUGUUAGGUGUAAUGGCCAGUAUAGAGAAGAGAGCAAAUAUAAAGUUACAGAACACCCAUUAAGCUUGCAAAUAGAAUGAGCUCUACAGUGUAUCACAGCCCUGUCUUCAUGUAAAAAAAUAAACGAAAAGGUGUUUGAAGUAGUCAGAGUUAACCUGUUAUUUUUGUACCAUUCCAAGAAAAAGUGGUAGGAAAUUAAAGUGCAGAUUAUUGAUGCAAGUCCUGUAUCACCAACAUUGCCACAAGAAUGCAGAAAAAAAAAACAUGUUUAAAAAUGCUGUUACACACAAUUUAAAUAUAAUUGCCAAAGCUGCAUCAAGGAAAGGAAAAUGGACAAUUUGUUUGAAGUGCCCCGAAGGUCUCAACAGAAAUCAGCAAUUCCGAUCAAAGCAGACAAAACGUAUGUAUUUGUUGACUCACUGUGGAUAAUGGUCUGCCAUUUACUGGUAGAUACUACUGUGUAAAGUAAAAGUGGAACACAAUUGGAGACUUUUAAUGGUCUGAAUUUCUAUAACAAUAUGUUGUUAAGGGGGCCAUUCAGGUCAUCUUAAGCUCAAUUAUUUGAGACGCUUUUAAUUAAAAUUUGCCUCUUUGCCCUACUCUGAUGUGAUGUCAGAGAUAUUUGAUAAUAAGCUAAGAUAGGUGGGGUGAAGCCCUCUAAAAAUACUUUUCCCCUGUUUUUUUUUUUCUCUCAUUGACUCCCUUCAAUGUGAUGAAUUUCAAGGACCUGUGCUGAAUCACAUUUUAGUGGUAGUCUGAGAACAACUCCCCUCAUUUAAGGUGCCACUUUAAAAACAAAUGUCAGGGACCAAAUGAUUUUAAUGAUUGAAGGUGUUCUCUUACUCUUGUGAGUUUCGACAAUGCCUCAGUAGAAACAGUAACAGUUAUAUAGCUCAGACAAUGGCUGUUUUAUUUUCCCAUUUGUGAUUGGUCAGUGAGUGACUUUGGUCUCACACACACACAAUUUGCAAACGUCAUAUGCAGGUGCAUAAGAGUAUGUAAAGGAGACUGCAGUUGCUAAAAGCAAUAACGUGUAAGUAUGUUUUCAGAAUAUACUAAUAUUGAAUAUUGCAUUCUGAGAUUGCAAAUGUAAUGAGCCCCAGAAAUGCUUAUCUUAAAACAGUACAAGUACUUCACAGAAGUUUGAAAAAACACAUCUUGUUGCUGUUAGAAACAUUCUAAAUACACUAACAUUUUACCACCAUAGUGAUAUGUGCAACAUUAGGCAAAGUGUGUCACCUUGCCUGUGUUUCUGUUGACCAAGUAGUCAAAGUGUUUGACGCUGGUGUUGAUGUAUGGUUAACUUCAGCAGUUAUGAUGUGUUUGUAGUACUAAGAACACAAUAUAUAGCCCCUGAGGUAACCCCUGAAAAUGUUUAGUUACAUAUCAUGAGCCCUAACCAGUUCAUCAAAGGAUAAAAAAGUAAAUUACAGGGUAACAUCAAUGUUGCAUGUAAAAAGUGCUUUGUUUCCCCCCUCCAAAUGCUUCUUUAAGGGAUUUUUUUUUGUUGAAAUAGGCACUCAAAUAAUGAAGUAUGAAUUCAUGUCCUGCAGGGAGUUUGCUACACUGUGUCUAAUUUGACAGUAGCAUUCUGUCAACAUUUUUGCUUAUGCAUAUACAGUAGAUGUAAUCAAGGACAAUAUGUGCCUGUAGUGGGUUGACAGUUUUGGAUUUUGCUUGUUUGUAAUGUAUUUUGUUGCAAGAGUUCUUCCAUGGUAUUGUCUUACUGUAGCUGUCUGUUUCAAUGCUAUACAAACCAGUAUUUUGCCAUAGAGAACAAGCUGCCAGUAAUAUUGCUGUCUCUUGGUCAAAGAUGUAUGUAUGGAACUUAUUACAUUGAGUAGUUUUAGUUCAAGGCUUUUCUAAGGGAGGAGCUAAAGUCAUUAAGACAGCUGUCAAAACAUUCCAUUUUAACUGUGCCAGUUCUUAAUCAAGAAAUAUUAUACAAAGACAGGUCAUUAACAUUCAAAAACGUGCACACUGAUAGAUCAGUCCAAUCAGUGUGCCCGUUGUAAAUCGAGCACAUGGCAAUAGAAAAAAAUCCGGUCACCUGGACUUUCUUCUAUUAAUGUAUGCUAAGGCUUUCUAGUUUUCUUGAGCUAAGACAUAAAGAGGGUGUGUAUGGAGGGCAGAGGAAAUACAAGAAAAUCAGGUACGUUACGCAAAACUAAAGAAACAUACCCACUUUUCCUUGUAUUUCUGCCCAGUAUCUCUCGUACCUCUAAACUGUCUGGAUUUCAAACUUUUUUUUUUUCCAAAAAAAAGAAAAAAGAAAAAAAAAGAAAUGAAGAUCUUCCUUUUCUGCUGUGCUUUCCAAAGCACUAAUGUACUGCAUAAGUGUGGGAAUGUGUGUGCCAUAUGCAUGCACAGUACAUCAAGGAAGCAGCACAGUACAGAAAAAAAAGCAGAACACCACGGUGCUGUUAUUUAAAUAUACUUUUUAAGAAAAGUAAGCCAUUUCUUAAAUUUCAUUGUAUAAUAGCAAUAACCAACUCCUGGGUAUGAUAUAUUGAAGAUUUACCCAUGGUUGACUGUUUAAUCACUCAGGCUUCACCCUUGUAAUUAAACCACACCAACUGUGGGUAAAUCUUCACUAUACCACACCCAUUCAUUGGUUAUUGCUAUAUUAUUUCAUUUACAUUUGCUGAGAAUCUCCAGUGUUUAAUCACAUAUUUCUGUUAUGAACAAGCAGUUAUUUUUGUCUGUCUUAAUCACUGUUUGAAACCACAUGCACACGUGAGUGUGCACCUGGAUGGGUGAGAUUUACUGAGACUUGCUGUCAUUCACAGUAAAUAGUGUUGCACUAUUCCAUACAUUGGCCUUAGGCCUUGCACUGAGACUAAAACAUUAAUCCCACCCAGAUUGUUGCUGGAAUUUAAUACAGAUGUUUUGUGCACUGACUUGAUUUGAUUUAUAAUAUUGUACAGUCUUCAUAUUUUUCACCCUUUCAUGAAAUUGAUUAAGGAAUCAUAGCAAAAUGUUUAUUUAUUUUUUUUCUUUUGCAAUUUUCUUGACAGAAUAGUGUACACGUUUCCUUUUGAUUCAGAUUUAUUUUAAUAUCUGCAGUCAUAAAUAUUGGUCAUGGAUGUAAAGCAUGCAGUUAACCAUGUUUUUAUCUAGAAACGUGCAUUGCCUUUAUUAAUGACUGUAUCCCAUUAUUUUGGGGGUGAGACUGACUAGAUUUGGUUUUGUAAUAUUCAAAGAUAACUGGACUUUUUCAAACAUUAGGAUUGUACAUUUACGUAUUUUCAUGUGCUGUAAUUCUGUGUUUUGUACAUUCCACUUGUAACACUGCCCAGUAACUGUUACACCCACCAGCAAGUUUUUAUGUGCUAACACUCGCCAAUAGCUGUCAGUGUACCUGCUGUGUUGCACCAAAAACAGACCAUCUGUGAUCAUUAAUAUGAUAACUUUUUGACUCUUGUCAGUGUUCAGACAUUUGUUAAAUGUUUUUUUGGGGGGUGGGGUAUUUCAAAGAAUUACUGCCUACUAUGCUUAAAUCUUUGUUCAGUCAUCACUGCAAUGGUUUGACUUGUCAGUGUGAAACCAAAAUAAAAAGCAAACACUG
Protopterus annectens (West African lungfish) is the source of this 13207-nucleotide messenger RNA. RefSeq names its product lysophosphatidylcholine acyltransferase 1 (gene LPCAT1). NCBI's taxonomy places the organism in Eukaryota, Metazoa, Chordata, Ceratodontiformes, Protopteridae. Gene Ontology annotation, molecular function: calcium ion binding. The coding region runs from base 191 to 1780 and encodes 529 amino acids. The record is from RefSeq and is a predicted model, not a curated record. The transcript is spliced from 14 exons.